This is a messenger RNA of Talaromyces atroroseus, 903 nucleotides long. RefSeq lists its product as hypothetical. The transcript has a single exon. Gene Ontology annotation, molecular function: oxidoreductase activity, acting on the CH-OH group of donors, NAD or NADP as acceptor. NCBI's taxonomy places the organism in Eukaryota, Fungi, Ascomycota, Eurotiomycetes, Eurotiales, Trichocomaceae. The coding region runs from base 1 to 903 and encodes 300 amino acids. The record is from RefSeq and is a predicted model, not a curated record.
AUGUCAGCUCAGGAUCCCUCCCUGCGCGAGACCAACUGGCCUGCAGUGGCUAGCUAUGUCUCGGUGCGUAAGGAUACGUACCCCUUUAUUGAUCCCGCCAAAGCCGACCUGACGGGCAAGUCGGUCUUAAUCACUGGCGCCUCCAAGGGCAUCGGCAAGGCGACCGCAAUCAGCUUCGCUGCUGCGGGCUGCUCGAAAAUCCUGCUUUUCGCUCGUUCUGACAUGACCGAUGUCGAGACAGCCGUCAAGAAUGCGGCCAAGAAGGCAAACCGUUCCCAGCCGCUAGUGCAUUCCAUGAAGGUCGAUAUAACGUCGGAGGACGCGGUGCGAGUGGCCUCCGAGACCGCUGUAGACAUCCUCGGCGGCAGCCUCGACAUCUUGAUCAACAAUGCCGGCUACCUGGAGGAGUGGAAGCCCAUCGCCGAAUCCAAGCCAAGUGAGUGGUGGUGGACUUGGGAGGUCAAUAUCAAGGGAACCUAUCUCGCCGUCCGCUAUUUCGUGCCAUUGCUGCUCAAGUCACCAACCAAGACACUCAUUAACAUCUCUAGUGGCGGUGCCCACGUCAUGUUCCCGGGCGCAUCGGGCUACCAGACGACCAAGUUUGCUCUCUGUCGUCUCACCGAGUUCAUAGACAAGGAAUAUUAUCAGCAGGGUCUCAUCGCCAUCUCACUCCACCCGGGUGGGAUCAAGACCGAGCUAGCCAUGAAUAUGCCUCCAGAGAGGCAACAUGUCCUGACCGAUACGCCGGAACUGGCUGCCGACACGUUGGUCUGGCUCUCUCAUGAGCGACGGGACUGGCUCUCCGGCAGAUUCGUCUCUGUGAGCUGGGACAUGGAGGAACUGGAGCAGAAGAAGCAGGACAUAGUUCAACGGAACUUACUCAAGUUUCGGGUGGUGAUUUGA